Molecule: messenger RNA, 2666 nt
Organism: Mirounga angustirostris (Northern elephant seal)
Lineage: Eukaryota; Metazoa; Chordata; Mammalia; Carnivora; Phocidae
Gene: PEX13
Product: peroxisomal biogenesis factor 13
Exons: 4
Coding region: 67-1278 (403 amino acids)
Biological process (GO): protein import into peroxisome matrix, docking
Cellular component (GO): peroxisome; peroxisomal importomer complex; peroxisomal membrane
Molecular function (GO): protein binding
Source: RefSeq, a predicted model, not a curated record
AGGUGCUAGUGUACCCGGGCCUGAGGCGUCCCAGCGCCAACCAAGAGCCGAGCUGAGGCGGAGGCGAUGGCUUCCCAGCCGCCUCCUCCCCCGAAACCGUGGGAGACCCGCCGAAUUCCUGGGGCCGGGCCAGGACCAGGACCUGGCCCUACUUUCCAGUCUGCUGAUUUGGGUCCUACUUUAUUGACAAGACCUGGACAACCAACACUUACCAGAGUGCCCCCACCCAUUCUUCCAAGGCCAUCACAGCAGACAGGAAGCAGCAGUGUGAAUACUUUCAGACCUGCUUACAGUUCAUUUUCGUCAGGAUAUGGUGCCUAUGGAAAUUCGUUUUAUGGAAGCUAUAGCCCUUAUAGUUAUGGAUAUAAUGGGUUGGGCUAUAACCGCCUCCGUGUAGAUGAUCUGCCACCUAGUAGAUUUGUUCAGCAAGCUGAAGAAAGCAGCAGAGGUGCAUUUCAGUCCAUUGAAAGUAUUGUGCAUGCAUUUGCCUCCGUCAGUAUGAUGAUGGAUGCUACCUUUUCAGCUGUCUAUAACAGUUUCAGGGCUGUAUUGGAUGUAGCAAAUCACUUUUCCCGGUUAAAAAUACAUUUCACAAAGGUUUUUUCAGCUUUUGCAUUAGUUAGGACUAUAAGGUAUCUUUACAGACGAUUGCAGUGGAUGAUAGGUUUAAGAAGAGGCUCUGAGAAUGAGGACCUAUGGGCAGAAAGUGAAGGAACUGUUUCUUGCCUUGGUGCUGAGGACAGAGCAGCUAACUCAGCAAAAUCUUGGCCAAUAUUCUUGUUCUUUGCUGUUAUCCUUGGUGGUCCUUACCUCAUCUGGAAACUGCUAUCUACCCAUAAUGAUGAAGUAACAGACAAUACAAACUGGGCAAGUGGUGACGAUGACCAUGUAGUUGCUAGAGCAGAAUAUGAUUUUGCUGCUGUAUCUGAAGAAGAAAUUUCUUUCCGUGCUGGUGAUAUGCUAAACUUAGCUCUCAAAGAACAGCAACCCAAAGUGCGUGGUUGGCUUCUGGCUAGUCUUGAUGGUCAAACAACAGGACUUAUACCUGCUAAUUAUGUCAAAAUUCUUGGUAAAAGAAGAGGUAGAAAAGCAGUGGAAUCCAGCAAAAUUUCCAAGCAGCAACAAUCUUUUACCAACACAACACUAACUAAAGGAGCCACGGCUGCUGAUUCUUUGGAUGAACAGGAAGCUGCCUUUGAAUCUGUUUUUGUUGAAACUAAUAAGGUUCCAGUUGCACCUGAUUCCACUGGGAAAGGUGGAGAUAAACAAGAUCUUUGAUAUCUUUUAUGUUUGCCUGCAAUUGAACUAUACUUUUUAAAAAUUACUUCUUACAAAGAAAUUAAUCUACAGUCCAAUGAACACAUUUGUUAAUGGCUAUUCCAGGUGUUUUGCUGCUAGAAAUUAUUAAAUGUACACUAGUGUGUUGAUCUAGUGACCUGGUUACAUUUUACAAGUUAUUGGACCAUGAGGAUAUUUGUUUCACCUAGAUUUUAAGAUUAUGGAGACUGCUAUCAUUUUCAUCUUAUUUAAAAUCCUAUGUUUUAUUGAAAGUAAGAUUGAUGAACUGUAGAAUACACUGUUUGCUACAGUAAGGGUCUUUAAUGCUUUUUAAAGUUAGAGCUUAAUUGAUUUGGAAUCCUCCCAGAAAUUGAGUGAUAAGAUAUAAAUAUGAGAACAGGCAAAAGACCACUUUUUUUUUUUUUACAACUUUAAACUGAAUAAUAAAAAUUUUCUGAUCUGUGUUAUAUCCAGUCUUGGGUUUGCUUUAGACAGUAAUAUGUUUUUAACCUACCAACAACUGAUACUGUUACUUUUUAUUGUAUUUUUUAAAAUUUAUCUUGGAAGGGUCACUAGAAGUAUUCUGAAGGAGAUUAUUCUAGAGUGAUAUUUAGCCCUUAUAGUUUUUUCCUGCUAGUAAAAAGGCUGAAAUUUAUCUUUCUUACAGAUUAUUUCCAUUUCUUCUGAGGAUCAUAGAACUUUUUAUCCCUUUACAAUAUAACUAGUUUUCAACCUGGAUAAAUCAGAAUAUAUGAAAGAUUUACUUUUUUUUUCUCCAGCCAAGACUCAAAUCCUUUGAGUUUGCACAUAACAAUAUAAUCAGUUCUAGCAGUAAUGAUUUAAAUCUUUUCAUGGAUUCUCUGCUUUUCCCUAGUAUAAUUUCUUUUUAAAUUCCAUAUUCAGGCUGUUCUUUAAACAUUGAAAAUGUGUCACAUUGGAUACACAUUUCUUUUAGGUUUAGUUUUUACUACUGAGACUAUAAAUAAAAUGCUGAAUUGCCAUUUAAGAUAUGAUAAUACUAUAUGACUUGUUUUGUGUUUAAAAAAUGACUUUAAAUGCAGUUAAAUUUUAGUACACUGAAUAUUUCCCCACAAAAUUGGAAAAUCCAUCUACUUGCUGUGAUCAUACUACAAAAUAAUAUUAGGACUACAGGUAUACAAGAAUACAUUUACAGAUACUGUUCAAAACCUGGAAUUAUUUGAUAAAAGAUUUUGAUUAUUUUCUUCUUCUUAUAGACUUUAUGUUCAUCAAAUAAGUAAUUCUAGAACAGUUCACACAAAAACAUAUAAGAACCAAAUAUAUAUUCAGCAUAGAAUUUUGGGCUUUUUGGGAACCUCUCUUUUGAAAUGACAGCAUAAGUAACAUAUAAUUUAGAAUACAAAUAUUGA